CGGGAGGAAGCGUCCGGCGUGGGGCGGGACCCGACCCCCGGGACGCUCUGGGGCGCGCAGCGGGUUGCCUCGGCCCCGCCGCUCCACCCCAGCAAGUAGGUGCCCCCGGCCCGGCUUCACAGGGCUCCGAGCGAGCCCGGGCUCCCUUGGGCGCAACGGGGUGCCGUGGUCAUCGGUUCUCUCGGGUCUCGGGACAGGUCAUUUCUGAUUUUGACAUGACCUUGAGCAGGUUCGCAUACAAUGGAAAGCGAUGCCCUUCUUCUCACAGAGUCUUAUGUUUUUGCAGAUAUUCUGGAUGACAGCAAGAUCAUCAGCGAGGAGUGCCGGAAAGAGCUCAAAAUGCUUCUUCACCACUAUUACCCGAUUGAGAUUGACCCACACCGGAGCAGCAAAGAGAAGUUGCCUCAUAUGGUGGAAUGGUGGACCAAGGCGCACAACCUCCUGUGUCAGCAGAAGAUUCAGAAGUCUCAGAUAGCGCAGGUGGUCAGGGAGUCCAACGCGAUGCUGAGGGACGGGUACAAGACGUUCUUCAACACCCUCUACCAGAACAACGUCCCCCUUUUCAUCUUUUCCGCGGGCAUCGGUGACAUCCUGGAGGAAAUUAUCCAACAGAUGAAAGUGUUCCACCCUAACAUCCAUAUUGUGUCCAACUACAUGGAUUUUGAUGAAGAUGGCUUCCUCCAGGGGUUCAAGGGCCAGCUCAUACACACGUACAACAAGAACAGCUCCGUGUGCGAGAACUCCGGUUACUUCCAGCAGCUUCAGGGCAAAACCAACAUCCUCCUGCUGGGAGACUCCAUGGGAGACCUCACUAUGGCCGAUGGGGUUCCUGGGGUGGAGAACAUUCUCAAGAUUGGCUUCCUAAAUGACAAGGUGGAGGAGCGGCGGGAGCGCUACAUGGACUCCUAUGACAUCGUGCUGGAGAAGGAUGAGACGCUGGACGUGGUCAACGGUCUGCUGCAGCACAUCCUGCACCAGAGGGACUGGAUGGAGAUGCAGGGCUCCUGAGCGCACGGGGGCGGGGCUGGGCCCUGCAGGCCCUGACGAGGAGGGGGCCUCGCAGGGGCCGCUCUGCUGGGAGCACCGCUCUUCUUUGUGUGUGCAGAGAAAAGUCCAGGGCGCCCGAGCUGCUGGGCCCUCGCCCUCCCUCCUGCUUUCCCCAGCACCUUCCGUUGGUGUCCUCCAAGGCUCGAGGGCGGCCCUGCCUGGGGGGAGGGCAGCCAGAGCCGGUCCAGCUGAACUGUGGACCUGCAGGGUGUUGGCACUCAAGGGGUCAUUUGGUCCAGGAUUCUUUUUGCAAAAUUUUUAAACAUGGGAAGCUGUCCUUCAAACCGAUCUAAUGUGCAAAACAGAUCACAAUAAAGAAGGAACAAACAGC
This is a messenger RNA of Equus quagga, 1378 nucleotides long. RefSeq names its product 5'-nucleotidase, cytosolic IIIB (gene NT5C3B). Gene Ontology annotation, molecular function: 5'-nucleotidase activity; magnesium ion binding. Lineage: Eukaryota; Metazoa; Chordata; Mammalia; Perissodactyla; Equidae. The record is from RefSeq and is a predicted model, not a curated record. Gene Ontology annotation, cellular component: cytoplasm. The transcript has 8 exons. Bases 241 to 1008 code for a protein of 255 amino acids.